Mesitornis unicolor (brown roatelo) is the source of this 322-nucleotide messenger RNA. Its product is annotated as collagen alpha-1(IX) chain-like. The record is from RefSeq and is a predicted model, not a curated record. The annotation marks the transcript as partial. The transcript is spliced from 3 exons. Lineage: Eukaryota; Metazoa; Chordata; Aves; Mesitornithiformes; Mesitornithidae.
GGAAAAGAACCAACCGAUCAGCAUAUUAAGCAGGUUUGCAUGAGAGUCAUGCAAGAGCAACUAGCCCAGCUGGCAGCCAGCCUCAGGAGACCAGAAUUUGGCGCUCCAGGUCUCCCUGGCCGACCGGGGCCACCCGGUGCUCCAGGGCCUGCUGGUGAAAACGGCUUCCCAGGACAGCUUGGACCCCGCGGCUUGCCCGGCCUGAAAGGUCCCCCUGGUGAGAUUGGUCGUAAAGGUCCUAAAGGUGAACCAGGAGAAAGAGGAGAAAGAGGAUUUCCAGGCAGAGGACUGAAAGGUUACCCUGGACCAAGAGGGCUUCCAG